AUGGCCGCCGUCGACUUCAACCUCUGCAUCGGGCACGCCGAGCCGCCGCAGCCCGUGGCGUGGAACCGCCGCGACCUCAUCCUCUACGCCCUCGGCAUCGGCGCCGGGCCUGAUGACCUGGCCUACGUGUACGAGGGCACGCGCGGCUUCCGCGCCGUUGGCACCUACCCGCUCGUGCUCGGCCUCAAGGGCGACGGCAACGACACCAACGUCUUCGCCGACAUGGUGGGCGGGCGCAGCGCCACGCCGGGCUUCCCGAAGCUGGACCCCAACACCAUCGUGCACGGCGAGCAGUCGAUCCAGGUGCUGGCGCCCAUCCCGCCCGUCGCCGAGCCCGGCUGGAAGCUGCGCAAGCGCAUCGUCGGCGUGCGCGACGCGCCCGAGAAGGGCAAGGGCCUCGUGCUCGAGACCGAGGUGCGCCUCGUCAGCCCCACGGGCCACACGCACGCCAUCAUGAUCGGCUCGGCAUUCUACCGCGGCGGCUCGCAGGGCACGGGCUUCAGCAAGCUCAUCGUCGAGAAGCCGGCCGCCGUCAAGCCGCCGGCGCGCAAGCCCGACUUUGAGCUCGAGGAGAAGACGUCGCCGGCACAGGCGGCGCUGUACCGCCUGAGCGGCGACUACAACCCCCUGCACAUCGACGAGAGCAUCGGCAAGCGCGGCGGCCUGCCCGGUGCGAUCCUGCACGGCCUCUGCUCUUACGGCCACGCCGCACGCGCCGUGCUGCGCAGCGUCAACCCGCAGGACGGCAAGGCCGACGCGCCCGUCACGUCGCUUCUGUCCAUCGCUGCGCGCUUCACGAGCCCAGUCAUGCCCGGCGACACGCUCGUCACGCAGGUGUGGACGGACAAGCAGGCCGACGGCACCGUCAAGGUCGCGUUCGAGCAGAGCGUCAAGGGCGGCAAGAAGAGCCUCGGCGGCGGCUCGGCGCUCCAUGGGAUGGGCGGAGCGAGAUAA
Messenger RNA from Tilletiopsis washingtonensis, 954 nucleotides. RefSeq lists its product as hypothetical. NCBI's taxonomy places the organism in Eukaryota, Fungi, Basidiomycota, Exobasidiomycetes, Entylomatales. The record is from RefSeq and is a predicted model, not a curated record. The transcript has 6 exons. Gene Ontology annotation, cellular component: peroxisome. The coding region runs from base 1 to 954 and encodes 317 amino acids.